AAUGCCAAUCUCAUUUUAUUCAAAAUUAAUUUUGCAAAACCACAUUCAUGCCAACAUUCAUUUUGUAAAGCCUUUUUCUUAUGGGUUAGAUCAUUUAACGAAAGUUAAUCUAAAAACUUGCAUCAAUCUAAGUGAAAGCCCAUCAAGGCAGGCCGGCAUAGGCUUAUGGUGGAGUUGGCCGCAGCUGAUUAAUCCAACCCCGUGACACGGCCUUCUUUCGCGCCGUCACACAGUCAACGAGCUAUUAAUACCAAAUCUGGAAAACUAAUAAGUAAUAACUACACAGACAGACACAAAUUAGCUGGCGCAUUUUAGCACCAUUGCUGAUUUCCGUGCUAUCGUGCGCCGCCAAAUAACCUUUCUCACUUCACUCUUUUCUGUCUCUUACUCUCUUCAAUGAAAAGCCACCGCUUCCAUGGGAGCCAGAUCGCUGAAGAAGAGGAGGCACGGUGAACAUCUCGCAGCGCCACAAGCUUCUUCCAUGGCGGCUGCUGCUGCUAAUUCUCCACCGCGCCGCAAUAAGGCUCGUCGCCCUUACGCCACCGUCUCCGUGCUUCUCUCGGGGGUUCUCUUUGUUUCCGUCGCGGCUCUCUUGUUCAUUUCGUCGAACAAGUGGCGCGCAUUCGGAAAUUAUGUUUCCUAUGAGAUGGUCAACGUGGUCAACGAGUUCCCUCACGACCCAGAAGCCUUCACCCAGGGCCUUCUUUAUGCUGGAAAUGACACCUUAUUUGAAUCUACUGGUCUAUAUGGCAGGUCAUCUGUCCGAAGAGUUGCUCUUCAUACAGGCAAGGUGGAGGAGCUUCAGAGGAUGGGUGAUUCUUUAUUUGGAGAAGGUUUAACUCUACUUGAUAAAAGGCUGUUCCAAGUAACUUGGCUGCAGAAAGUUGGUUUCAUAUAUGACCAGAAAACUUUGGGCGAAUUAGGGACAUUCAAUCAUGAGAUGAAAGAUGGUUGGGGUCUGGCGACUGAUGGAAAAGUCCUCUUUGGAAGUGAUGGCAGUUCAACAUUGUAUCAACUUGACCCUCGAACAUUUAAAGCUUUAUCAAAGCAUACUAUCUACUAUAAGGAUCAGCAAGUGUAUAAUCUCAAUGAAUUGGAAUAUAUAGAUGGUGAAGUUUGGGCGAAUGUUUUUACAACCGACUGUAUUGUAAGAAUCUCUCCGAAUGAUGGCCGUGUUCUUGGAUGGAUUCUCCUCCCAAAUUUAAGGAAAGGACUAAUUGAUGCCGGGUAUACCGCUAUUGAUGUUUUGAAUGGGAUAGCAUGGGAUCGUCAGCAGAAAAGAAUUUUUGUGACUGGAAAAUUGUGGCCAAAGCUGUAUGAAAUCAAGGUUGUUCCUAUAAAUAAACCCAUUGAUGAAGGGAUCAUUGAGCAGCUUUGCUUGCGUCAGCCAUUCAAAUUUACAUAAUGUUACCUCUUUGGAUGUUGGGGUUUUUCUUUAUUUGCAAAUAUACUUUGGGAGGGGAUAUAAUAUAAUAUCCAUUCUUUUGUAUAUGGUUGGGAUAAGGUUGUAAGUAACAUGUGAAAAAUGCUAUCUAUUAUGUUACAAAAUUAACGUUAUUCAUAUAUGUUAACGUACUUUAGUUGUUUAAUAUAUAAUUUGUAGUGCAGAAAGUCUUGUAUAUUGAAAACAAUUUUCUUAAACUUAUAUUACAUUUUGAUUAAUUUUUU
This is a messenger RNA of Arachis ipaensis, 1668 nucleotides long. It is a transcript of the gene QC, whose product is annotated as glutaminyl cyclase. Gene Ontology annotation, molecular function: glutaminyl-peptide cyclotransferase activity. The record is from RefSeq and is a predicted model, not a curated record. NCBI's taxonomy places the organism in Eukaryota, Viridiplantae, Streptophyta, Magnoliopsida, Fabales, Fabaceae.